AUGUCCGCUUUUCGCAAAGUUGCCAUCACUGAACCGUUGGUGGAUGUUGUAGAUAAUGCGCAAGUUGUCACUAACAAUUACUGCUUGAAAGAGAAUGAUCUCUAUACUGUGGAAGUCGAAGAUCUGACCUGGAAGUCAUAUUACCAGAUACGCUGCCUUAGAAACGAUUAUAUACAGGAUGCUUUCACUGUGAAGAUAGUCGAAGAAAUGACGGGUUAUUUCUUUGUUGCAUUGAAUGCUAGGAACGAACGCGAUCUCGACUUCAAAAUCAAGAUGGAAUUCCAUCGUGAUGUUUGCGAUUUGGUCGAGGAAAAUAUCUAUACUACGCACUGA
Cylicocyclus nassatus is the source of this 333-nucleotide messenger RNA. NCBI's taxonomy places the organism in Eukaryota, Metazoa, Nematoda, Chromadorea, Rhabditida, Strongylidae. The record is from the annotation of a GenBank genome assembly.